Molecule: messenger RNA, 3046 nt
Organism: Hyla sarda
Lineage: Eukaryota; Metazoa; Chordata; Amphibia; Anura; Hylidae
Product: inter-alpha-trypsin inhibitor heavy chain H3-like
Exons: 25
Coding region: 1-2760 (919 amino acids)
Biological process (GO): hyaluronan metabolic process
Molecular function (GO): serine-type endopeptidase inhibitor activity
Source: RefSeq, a predicted model, not a curated record
AUGUGUCGACUUCUUCUAGGUUUUACUUUGCUCCUUUAUGCCUUAUCCCCGAUAAGCAGCGACUUUGUCAUUGAAGGAAUAAGAAACUUACAGAAAAGAAGCACCGACAAGCCGGUCGCUGAUAUAGAAGUCUACAGUAUAAUUAUCAGCAGUCAGGUGACGUCCCGCUUUGCCCACAAUGUCAUCACAAGUAGAGCUGUUAAUAAUGCCAAUAUCUCAAAAGAAGCCUUCUUUGAUGUGGAUCUGCCAAAAACUGCUUUUAUUACAAAUUUCAGCAUGAUAAUAGAUGGAGUAACUUAUCUAGGAGUCAUCAAAGGAAAGGAAGCUGCUAAAAAACAGUAUGAAAAAGCCGUAUCAAGGGGCCAAACAGCCGGACUUGUCAGGGCUUCUGGUAGAAAGACUGAGAAAUUCACUGUAUCGGUUAAUGUGGCUUCAGAAAGUCAAGUAACAUUUGAGUUGGUCUAUGAAGAAAUGCUGAAACGUCACCUUGGAAAAUAUGAGAUGUUCAUUAAAGUUCAGCCAAAAACUCUUAUAAAAAAAUACGAGAUUGAAGUAGAUAUACAUGAGCCUCAAGGUAUCAGCUUUCUAGAUGCUCAGGCAUCUUUUCUAACAAAUGACCUACUACCGGCUGUAAAAAAAUCUUUUUCUGGAGAAAAGGGCCAUGUCUCUUUUAAACCCACCAUAGAUCAGCAGCGUUCUUGUGCAAACUGUGAGACUACUUUACUGAAUGGAGAUUUUACUGUGACCUACGAUGUUAACAGAGAAUCCCCUGGAAACAUACAGGUUGUCAAUGGAUAUUUUGUUCACUUUUUUGCGCCCCCUAAAUUGUCUGGUGUGCCCAAAAAUGUAGUUUACGUCAUUGACAGAAGUUCUUCAAUGUGGGGUAGAAAAAUAGAGCAGACAAGGGAAGCCCUUCUCCGAAUUCUAAUGGACACCUCAGAGCACGAUCGCUUCAAUUUCAUAUUGUUUGAUAGUGGUAUUUUUCCUUGGAGUAAUUCUUUAGUCAAAGCAACUCCAGAAAAUCUAAGAAAUGCUAGAAACUUUGUCAGUACAAUCACACCUCAAGGUGCAACAAACAUCAAUGACCCUGUGCUGAAGGCGGUUGAUAUACUUAAUAAAGCACAUGAGAGCAAAUCUGUUCCUGAGAGAAGUGUCUCCAUAAUUGUCCUCCUGACUGAUGGUCAAGCUAAUACGGGUGAAGCAAACCCUUCAAGAAUCCAGGAGAAUGCAAAGAAAGCCAUUCAAGGAAGAUACACCUUGUACAGUCUUGGUUUUGGUCAAGGCGUGGAUUAUCCUUUUCUGGAGAAGUUAGCUCUGGAAAAUUCAGGAAUUGCCCGUCGCAUAUAUGAGGACUCGGAUGCAGCUUUACAGUUGCAGGGCUUUUAUAGUGAAAUUGCAAAUCCAACAUUGAUUAACAUAGAAAUGCAGUAUCCUGAGAAUGCUGUAUCUGACCUCACUCAGAACAACUUCAGACAAUACUAUGAAGGGAGUGAAAUUGUUGUUGCUGGACGUGUAAAAGAUAAUGACUUGAAUUCAUUUAAUGUGGAUGUAAAGGCAGAUGGGGCUGAUAAACCAAUCAAAUACACAGAAAAUAUUCAGCUUCAAAGUAAGGAUGAUGUGAGCAAAAAGCAGGAAUACAUCUUUGGUGACUUUACAGAGAGACUCUGGGCAUAUCUCACCAUACAGCAGCUGUUGGAGAAACGGCUUUAUGCAGAUCCUGCAGAAAAAGUGAAUCUAACAGCGGAAGCUCUUGAUCUGUCCCUUAAGUUUAAGUUUGUGACUCCUUUAACAUCAAUGGUAGUUACCAAACCAGAGGAAAAAGAGAAGGAAGAAGAAACAUUAAUUGCUGAUAAACUUGUGGAAGGACAAGACUCAUCUUCUGUAGGACAACAAUGGCAAACUAAUUCAUAUGCUGCGCAAAGUCAAACAGGGCAAUCAAAUUCAUAUGCUGCGCCAAGUCAAACAGGGCAAUCGAAUUCAUAUGCUGCGCCAAGUCAAAGUUACCCCACUUACUCUUCUAGAAAUUUUGUGGAUUCUGACCCUCAUUUUGUAAUAAAUGUUCCAAAAAUGAAUGACUCGCUGUGUUUCAAUAUUCAAGAGAAACCGGGUGUAAUACUAAAUCUUAUCCAGGAUAAAAAACUAGGUAUUGCAGUCAAUGGGCAACUUAUUGGAAACAAAAAUACAAGCACAGACACAUCAAAUGAAACUUAUUUUGGAAGAAUUGGGAUUGUAAACAGAGAGAUGAAGAUAAGAAUUGAGGUGACCACUGACACAGUCACUGUCAUGAACCGUAAAAUCAAGAAAACCUUCUCAUGGCAGGAUACAGACUCUAUCAGCGAGGAGGGGUUUAAUCUGGUGGUCAACAAUGGAAGUAAUGUGACCUUUUCAUUUGGAGAAGGAGCAACAUUUGUCAUUAUUCUGCAUGAAGUUUGGAAAGAUCAUCCUGUUCAUAGGGAUUUCCUGGGUUUUUACACAUUGGACGAUCAUACAUUUUCUGCAGGAGUCCAUGGACUACUAGGACAAUUUUUCCAUGGAAUCAAGUAUAAGAUCUACAAUGUUCACAAAACUGAUAACCCUGAAAAACCAGAUGCAACAAUGAAAGUGAAGAACAAGCUGCUGACAGUGACAAGGGGUGUACAAAGGGACUAUCAAAAAGACUUCAGGAUUCCCUGCUGGUUUGUGCAUUACAAUGGAGAAGGCCUAAUUGAUGGAACCCAUACUGACUACAUUGUACCUGACAUUUUCAGUAUUUCCUAUUAGAAGUGAUUAACAUAGAGAUUUAAUGUAAUUCAUGACUGUUUAUUUUUUUUUUAAUUAUUAGUCAAUUGUAUAGCAUGCUGUUAUAAGGAAAGCUUCCUCCCCUUAAAGUGCCCCUUCCAGUUUAAUUAAAAUUUUGAGGUCAAGUAGAACUUAGCAAUUGGAAAAAAUGCAUAGAAGCAGCCGCUGGUUGGUUAUUCUUUAGGUAUCCUUUAAAGUCUUGAAGCACCUCAUCUACAGUCCCAGAAGACAUUAAGUGAUGUCAUAUGUUAAUAAUAAAUUGUUGUAA